This is a messenger RNA of Emys orbicularis (European pond turtle), 2676 nucleotides long. It is a transcript of the gene TTK, whose product is annotated as TTK protein kinase. Gene Ontology annotation, molecular function: protein binding; ATP binding; protein serine/threonine/tyrosine kinase activity. Bases 1 to 2676 code for a protein of 891 amino acids. The record is from RefSeq and is a predicted model, not a curated record. Gene Ontology annotation, biological process: meiotic spindle assembly checkpoint signaling; mitotic spindle assembly checkpoint signaling; peptidyl-serine phosphorylation. The transcript has 22 exons. NCBI's taxonomy places the organism in Eukaryota, Metazoa, Chordata, Testudines, Emydidae. Gene Ontology annotation, cellular component: kinetochore; nucleus.
AUGCUUAGGGCUCCUUGUGGGAAGAAGAUGGAGGAGGAGGAUUUAAGCGAAAGAGGACUGACAAUUGCUUCAAUCAUGAAUCGAGUCAGAGACCUGAAAAAUAAAUAUAAAAAUGAAGAUAAUGUUACUGAUGAGCUUAAUUUUACUAAAGUCUCAGCUGAUACAACAGAUAACUCUGGCACUGUUAAUCAAAUUAUGAUGACUGCAAAUAAUCCAGAAGACUGGCUGAGUUUCUUGCUUAAACUGGAAAAAAAGGGUAUACCUCAGACUGAUAUUAGUCUAUUGAAUAGAUUGAUUGGCCGUUACAGUCAAGCAGUUGCUGCACUACCUGCAGAAAAACACAGCCAAAAUGAGAACUAUGCUCGGAUCCUAGUGAGAUUUGCUGAGUUGAAAGCUUUUCAAGACCCAGAGGAGGCACGUGACCAGUUUCAUCUUGCCAGAUUGAACUGUAAGAAAUUUGCUUUCGUGCACGUAGCUUUGGCACAAUUCGAACUGUCACAAGGAAAUGUAAAGAAGUGUAAACAGCUUCUUCAAAAAGCUGUGGAAUGCUGUGCAGUUCCACCAGAAAUGUUGGAAAUUGCUCUACAAAACCUACACUUGCAGAAAAGGCAGUUGCUUUCAGAUGAAGAGAAAGAGAACUUCACAGUAUCAAGCACACAAGAAUCUGGACCACAAAACAUGGCUGGAAAUCUCCGGAGUAGGAAAAAAAGUGAUUCUGGUGAAAUUUCUGCUAAUGCCCCCAGAUCUUCUCUUGGGGAGAAGAACAACUCUCCACAAGAGUUUGAUGCAGUCCUGGUUGGGCGCAAUCCCUUAAAGCAAUUAAACAAAUCUAACCAGGUGUGCCCAUUUGGGAGAGUUCCUGUUAAAUUAGUAACUGAUGCUGUAGAUACUGUGAAGAAGAUGGAUGCUCCACUUACAACUAGUGUUACAAAGAGGCAGAUAUCUGGUUCUAAAUGCACAAAUUUGAUUGCGCCUUUUUCACUGCAUGCACCAAAACUUAAUGAGGAUGAUUCAUAUGAACUGGGAGACUUAAAGUCCUUACAAGAUGAAAGCUCUGUAAAAUCACAGAUAUCAGAUGAAGAGAGUUUAGAAACUGCAACUGAAUCAACUGUAACCCUAAAAAAUAAAACCGAUUCAAGUCUUGCAACAAAAAGAAAAGAAGAAACAAAUGUGCAGCAUCAGGAGCAAAGGAUACCAGAGUUGAGGUAUCUGGAAAGUCAUGAGCAACAGUCCAGUUCUCUUGGAAGUAACAGAAAACAAGUGGAGCAGUUAAAACUAAAUUGUGUUACAUCUGCAAAGAAAUGGGAGAUUCCAGAAGUGACACACAAGAGCUACACAGAGGGAAAGCGAUCAAGUUUUGAACAGCCUAUCCUUCCCAUUUCAAAAAGAUCAUCGCCAGUAGAAGCUGCUCCUAAAAGAAAAGAUCCAGUGUAUUUUUGUGGAACACCAAGCAACAACAAGCUGAAUGAUUAUAUGGCCUGUUUCAGAACUCCAGUUGUAAAGAAUGACUUCCCACCAGCGUGUCAAGUGUCCACUCCAUAUAAUCAGGUUCCAUAUUUCCAGCCACAUACACCAGCAACUCCAUUUCAAAGCCAAAUUGGCUUGCAGGUUUCAGCUUCUAUACCUACAAAUGAAUGCCUGGCCAUUAAAAGAAGAGUGUACACCAUAUUAAAACAAAUAGGUAGCGGUGGCUCGAGUAAGGUGUUUCAGGUAUUGAAUGAAAAGAAGCAGCUGUAUGCUGUCAAAUAUGUGAAUCUUGAAGAAGCAGAUCAACUGACUGUUGAGAGUUAUAAGAAUGAAAUUGCUCAUUUGAAUAAGCUACAGCAACAUAGUGAUAAGAUCAUCCGACUUUAUGAUUAUGAAAUCACUGAACAGCAUAUCUACAUGGUAAUGGAAUGUGGAAAUAUUGAUCUCAAUAGCUGGCUUAAAAAGAAAAAGACUAUUAAUCCAUGGGAACGAAAGAGCUACUGGAAAAAUAUGUUGGAAGCCGUUCACACAAUCCACGAACAUGGUAUUGUGCACAGUGAUCUGAAACCAGCAAACUUUCUGAUAGUUGAUGGAAUGCUAAAACUAAUUGAUUUUGGCAUUGCGAACCAAAUGCAGCCAGAUGUGACAAGCAUUGUUAAAGAUUCACAGGUUGGCACAAUUAAUUACAUGCCACCAGAGGCAAUCAAAGAUAUGUCUUCCUAUGGAGAAAAUGGGAAAUCAAGAUCAAAGAUAAGUCCCAAAAGUGAUGUUUGGUCAUUGGGAUGCAUUUUAUAUUGUAUGACUUAUGGAAGGACUCCGUUUCAGCACAUAACAAAUCAGAUCACCAAACUUCAUGCUAUAAUUGAUCCUAGUUAUGAAAUAGAGUUCCCUGAUAUUGCAGAAAAAGAUCUCCAUGAUGUGUUAAAGCGCUGUUUAAUAAGGAACCCUAAACAAAGAAUAUCAAUUUCUGAAUUGUUGACUCAUCCAUAUGUGCACAUUCAAACCUAUCCACAGACAGCCGUAGGUGGUCUGAAUACAAAAGGAACAACAGAAGAAAUGAAGCGCAUCCUUGGCCAACUUAUUGGUCUGAACUCUCCUAACUCUAUUUCUAGAGCUGCUAGAACUUUAUAUGAACAGUGCAACAGUGGUGAAAGUCUUGAUGUAUCUGCAUUUACAAAACCUGGCAAUCAAACACGGACAAAGAAAUGA